CUGGGCCGCGGAGGGGGCGGGCCUGAGGGCGGCGGUUUCCCGAACGGAGCGGGGCCUGCUGAGCGGGCGCGGCACCAGCCGCCGCAACCCAAAGCCCCGGGCUUCCUGCAGCCACCGCCGCUGCGCCAGCCCAGGACGACCCCGCCGCCAGGGGCCCAGUGCGAGGUCCCCGCCAGCCCCCAGCGGCCUUCCCGGCCCGGGGCGCUCCCAGGUACGGAGCAGCUCUAAGGGCCCCAGUCCUCCUUGGCGAACGCUUCCCCACGGCCCUCCACGCGUGCCGAGGCCCGACGCGCUGUCUGCGGUCCCCACCCCCGGUUCCCCGAAAGCAUUCCCCGAGAGGGCCGCGUGACCGGGUAGGGACGGGCCCGGAACCGGGUUUGGAAGGUGUCUGCUGGAAUCCUUUGUGCGCCUGGCUGGGGGAGGGGCCGGGUGCGCGGUCUCGGAGUUCGCGGUCCCGGAGUUCGCGGUCCCGGGAGGAAGUGAAAAUCGCCUUCCCUCAGCAGCCCUCUAAAGCGAGACCCUAGCGAGUAACCACCUCUUUUCCACCGACCCCUUUAAAACGACAGAGAGGAAAAAAGCUCGCAAGCACUCAUUUGAGAGGCAGAGCAAACGAGGCCCCUGAGAGCUCCACCUAGUUCACAGGAUAAAAUCCCACAGCAGAACUCGGAGUCAGCAAUGGCUAAGCCCCAGGUGGUUGUAGCUCCUGUAUUAAUGUCUAAGCUGUCUGUGAAUGCCCCUGAAUUUUACCCUUCAGGUUAUUCUUCCAGUUACACAGAAUCCUAUGAGGAUGGUUGUGAGGAUUAUCCUACUCUAUCAGAAUAUGUUCAGGAUUUUUUGAAUCAUCUUACAGAGCAGCCUGGCAGUUUUGAAACUGAAAUUGAACAGUUUGCAGAGACCCUGAAUGGUUGCGUUACAACAGAUGAUGCUUUGCAAGAACUUGUGGAACUCAUCUAUCAACAGGCCACGUCUAUCCCAAAUUUCUCUUAUAUGGGAGCUCGCCUGUGUAAUUACCUGUCCCAUCAUCUGACAAUUAGCCCACAGAGUGGCAACUUCCGCCAAUUGCUACUUCAAAGAUGUCGGACUGAAUAUGAAGUUAAAGAUCAAGCUGCAAAAGGGGAUGAAGUUACUCGAAAACGAUUUCAUGCAUUUGUACUCUUUCUGGGAGAACUUUAUCUUAACCUGGAGAUCAAGGGAACAAAUGGACAGGUUACAAGAGCAGAUAUUCUUCAGGUUGGUCUUCGAGAAUUGCUGAAUGCCCUGUUUUCUAAUCCUAUGGAUGACAAUUUAAUUUGUGCAGUAAAAUUGUUAAAGUUGACAGGAUCAGUUUUGGAAGAUGCUUGGAAGGAAAAAGGAAAGAUGGAUAUGGAAGAAAUUAUUCAGAGAAUUGAAAACGUUGUCCUAGAUGCAAACUGCAGUAGAGAUGUGAAACAGAUGCUCUUGAAGCUUGUAGAACUCCGGUCAAGUAACUGGGGUAGAGUCCAUGCAACUUCAACAUAUAGAGAAGCAACACCAGAAAAUGAUCCUAAUUACUUUAUGAAUGAACCAACAUUUUAUACAUCUGAUGGUGUUCCUUUCACUGCGGCUGAUCCAGAUUACCAAGAGAAAUAUCAAGAAUUACUUGAAAGAGAGGACUUUUUUCCAGAUUAUGAAGAAAAUGGAACAGAUUUAUCCGGGGCUGGUGAUGCAUACUUGGAUGAUAUUGAUGAUGAGAUGGACCCAGAGAUAGAAGAAGCUUAUGAAAAGUUUUGUUUGGAAUCAGAGCGUAAGCGAAAACAGUAAAGUUAAAUUUCAGCAUAUCAGUUUUAUAAAGCAGUUUAGGUAUGGUGAUUUAGCAGAACACAGGAGAGCAAGAAAAUGUGUCACAUCUAUACCAAAUUAAGGAUGUUGAGUUAUGUUACUAAUGUAUGCAACUUUAAUUUUGUUUAACACUAUCUGCCAAAAUAAACUUUAUUCCCUAUAACUUAAAAUGUGUAUAUAUAUAUAAUAGUUUAUUAUGUACAGUUAAUUCUACUGUUUUGGCUGCAAUAAAAUCGAUUUUGAAAUAAAUGAAAUGUUGAAAAUUUU
This is a messenger RNA of Pan troglodytes (chimpanzee), 2064 nucleotides long. It is a transcript of the gene PAIP1, whose product is annotated as poly(A) binding protein interacting protein 1. The record is from RefSeq and is a predicted model, not a curated record. The coding region runs from base 676 to 1779 and encodes 367 amino acids. The transcript has 11 exons. Lineage: Eukaryota; Metazoa; Chordata; Mammalia; Primates; Hominidae. Gene Ontology annotation, molecular function: RNA binding; translation activator activity; protein binding. Gene Ontology annotation, biological process: regulation of translational initiation.